Molecule: messenger RNA, 1785 nt
Organism: Pistacia vera
Lineage: Eukaryota; Viridiplantae; Streptophyta; Magnoliopsida; Sapindales; Anacardiaceae
Product: squalene monooxygenase SE1-like
Exons: 10
Coding region: 1-1785 (594 amino acids)
Biological process (GO): sterol biosynthetic process
Cellular component (GO): membrane; endoplasmic reticulum
Molecular function (GO): flavin adenine dinucleotide binding; squalene monooxygenase activity
Source: RefSeq, a predicted model, not a curated record
AUGGCAGAAUGCAAGAUGGUUUAUCUGUUGAUGCCGAUGUUUGUUGCACUUAUAGCAUCUACCUUGGGAGUGCUUUUCCUGCAAUGUUCUGGAGGAAAGAAGAAAAGUGGAGAUGUUUCAAUGAAGAUUCAGAGGAAUGAGUGUUCCAAGAGAUCAGAAAAUGUAACACUCCCUGCAGAGGUUGCUGGAAGCACUAUUGAUAUAAUCAUUGUUGGUGCUGGAGUUGCAGGUUCAGCUCUGGCUUACACUCUUGCAAAGGAUGGUCGUCGAGUGCAUGUCAUUGAAAGAGACUUAAUUGAACCUGACAGAAUUGUUGGUGAACUCCUGCAACCAGGAGGCUACCUCAAGUUGAUAGAGUUGGGUCUUGAGGAUUGUGUGAAUACGAUUGAUGCACAACAAGUGUUUGGAUAUGCUCUCUACAAAGACGGAAAAAGUAACAAAGUAUCUUAUCCAUUGGAGAAUUUCAAUUCAGAUGUGGCUGGAAGAAGUUUUCACAACGGCCGGUUCAUUCAAAGAAUGAGGGAAAAAGCUGCAUCCCAAUCCAAUGUAAGAUUGGAACAAGGAACUGUAACAUCUCUGAUUGAAGAAAAGGGGAUUAUUAAAGGGGUGACAUACAAAACCAAGACAGGUCAAGAGCUGACAACAUAUGCUCCCCUCACUGUAGUAUGUGAUGGAUGUUGUUCAAAUUUUAGGCUCUCUCUCAGCAAACCUAAUGUUGAAAUCCCCUCUUGUUUUGUUGGUUUGAUCCUGGAGAAUUGUGAGCUUCCAUACAAAAAUCAUGGUCAUGUCAUAUUGGCAGAUCCUUCGCCAAUCUUGUUUUAUCCUAUUAGUAGCACUGAAAUUCGCUGCUUAAUAGAUGUACCGGGACAGAAAGUACCAUCCGUUAAAAAUGGUGAAAUGACAGAUUAUUUAAAAACUAUUGUGGCUCCUCAGAUUCCCCGUGAACUUUUCUCUGCUUUCAUGUCUGCAAUUGAUAAAGGAAACAUCAGAACAAUGACUAAUAGAAGUAUGCCUGCUGCCCCAUCUCCUACUCCUGGUGCUCUUUUACUUGGGGACUCAUUCAAUAUGCGGCAUCCUUUAACUGGAGGAGGAAUGACUGUGGCUUUAUCUGAUAUUGUCAUCAUAAGGGAUUUGCUUAGACCUCUAGGCGAUCUAAAUGAUGCACCUGCCCUUUGCAAGUAUCUUAAAUCUUUCUAUACCCUCCGUAAGCCGGUAGCAUCUACGAUAAAUACAUUAGCGGGUGCCCUCUACAAAGUUUUUUGUGCAUCACCUGAUCCAUCAAGAAAUGAAUUGCGCCAAGCAUGUUUUGACUAUUUGAGCCUUGGAGAUGGUUUCACGAAUGGACCAAUAGCUAUACUCUCUGGUCUAAAUCCUCGUCCACUCAGUUUGGUUAGCCAUUUCUUUGCUGUCGCAAUCUAUGGUGUCGGACGUUUAUUCCUUCCAUUUCCUUCACCUAAACGCAUGUUGAUUGGUGCUAGACUGAUUUUGGACGCAUCAAGUAUAAUUUUCCCGAUUAUGAAGGCGGAAGGUGUAAAAGAGAUGCUCUUCCCCGCUACCAUGCCAACACAUUACACAGUUCAGGAUCUAUGCUUAAGUAUCCGAAGGCAAGCUUUCAUGACAUCUUCAUCCAAUGGUCGCAGUAUUGAGCGCCUGUUUGAAGUAGGUUCCCCGACAACCUCAUUUGUUCGCGGGGAAGGAAUCCCGGAAGAGGUUUUCGAGGAGGUCAUUGUGAGGAGCUCAGAUAGUAUGCUGCAGGCUCUUCAAAUGCGGCUUCUACCAAAAUAG